This is a messenger RNA of Blepharisma stoltei, 231 nucleotides long. The record is from the annotation of a GenBank genome assembly. NCBI's taxonomy places the organism in Eukaryota, Ciliophora, Heterotrichea, Heterotrichida, Blepharismidae.
AUGGAAUAUCUCCAUACCUUCAAGGUAGAAAAUAUCACAGAAGUCCAAACCUUAACUGCAGUUUUCCUCGAAGCUUCAAUUCACUCUUUUUAUACACCAGAGGUCUUACCUCUCAAGCUUUCACCAACCAUACUUUAUUUGGUGUCAACAUUAAAUGUGCAACAUAUAGAUAUCAUCACCAUUCAGUAUCUGAGCCAGGAGUUUCUUAUAGAAAAAGAGACGAAACCAUAG